This is a messenger RNA of Bactrocera dorsalis (oriental fruit fly), 807 nucleotides long. RefSeq lists its product as uncharacterized. Gene Ontology annotation, molecular function: nucleic acid binding. The transcript has a single exon. Lineage: Eukaryota; Metazoa; Arthropoda; Insecta; Diptera; Tephritidae. The coding region runs from base 1 to 807 and encodes 268 amino acids. The record is from RefSeq and is a predicted model, not a curated record.
AUGCAUCUCGAGCUUGCUGGAGACCUUUCUUCAAUCGCUUUCAUCGCUGCUUUCAAACGUUUUACUAACCGGAGAGGUUACUGUCAGCACAUUUACUCUGAAAACGACACUAACUUUGUGGAUGCUGAAAAGGAAUUACGAUUAGCCUAUGAACGCUGCAUUCGCGAUGAAAGAGUGUCAUCAUAUUUCGCAAACGCCCAAAUAUUUUGGCAUUUCAAUCCUCCAAGCGCCCCUCACAUGGGUGGCUUCUGGGAGGGUGGUAUAAAACGUAUCAAAUAUCAUCUUAAGCGGGCCCUAGAUACUUCGCUUCUAACUUACGAAGAAUUUGCAACAGUACUGACUGAAGUUGAAGCCUGUGUAAACUCGCGUCCUAUUUGCUUUAUUCCUACAAAUGUUAAUGACUUUGAAGUCCUCACUCCUGGACACUUCGUGAUUGGCGAACCUCUAAAGGGACUACCCGACCCUGACGUUGAGGUCUUCAAAGGAACUAUAUUUCAACGCUGGCAAAUCAUUGUGCCAAUUAGACAGCACUUCUGGAAUCGAUGGCGAGACGAGUAUCUUGUCAGUCUUCAACGUCGUUCGAAAUGGAUACGUUCAACGCCGAGUUUGCAGAAAGAUGAUAUCGUUAUCAUACAUGAGGGCAACGUGCCCCCAACUAAAUGGAAGCUUGGCCGUGUUAUUGGCACUUCCCCAGAGACGGAUGGUCAAGUUCGGGUUGUAAAUGUGAAGACAUCCGAAGGAGAGCUGUUAAGGCCCGUGAUCAAGCUAUCGCUACUACCAACAAAGGGGGACAUAUUUUCUAUAUGA